Ictalurus furcatus (blue catfish) is the source of this 1208-nucleotide messenger RNA. Its product is annotated as sperm axonemal maintenance protein CFAP97D1. Bases 1 to 792 code for a protein of 263 amino acids. Lineage: Eukaryota; Metazoa; Chordata; Actinopteri; Siluriformes; Ictaluridae. The transcript is spliced from 6 exons. The record is from RefSeq and is a predicted model, not a curated record.
AUGACUCAGUCCUUCACCCUCAAUAAACUUGGCCUCCUGUUCAUGUUUGUACAACAGUUUUUAGACACCUGUUCACUGAGGUUACUGGUUGAUAAGCGCAACACCGGAGAGGUUGUGGACCUAGUGGCACUUGUGGGUCCAGUGUCACUGGCGGGCAACUUCCAGUGGUUGAAGGACCACCUGGAGCCAUAUCCAGUAGAAGGCAUGCAUAAAGCAUACCAGCCACUCAAACCUGCUGCUAAUAAAUAUCUGCAGAACAAAUGGGACCAGGAGCACUAUGAUGAGCAUCGAAAGAAGGUGAGGGAAGCCAAACCCAUAGUAGACACCAAAGGGAUCCGAACGCCAACCCACAUUCAAGUAAAGCUAAAGAAAGCACAGGUUCAAGAGGAACGGCAAGCCAUCAUCGACAGAGAUAACCAACUGCUAGCAUCUAAACUAGCUGAUAUUCAGCAUUCUAAAGGGCGCAUAGACCACAGGAACUUCUAUCCAGUGCGUAGUCUGAACUCUGAGAGGAGGAGGGCCGAGCUACUGCAGGUGACUCAUGAGAAUCAGACCAUCUAUGAGCGGAUUACAGCACAGGAAUCUGAAUACAGACGGGAACUGUGGGAGGAGAACUGGGCAAAGACCGAGCAAAGGCGAGAUGGUAUUACGUGCUAUCCACGGGGAGUGGCUGAUAAGCAGAAGGUGAAGAAAAGUGUCAAGUUUUUGGGAGGAGCACCAGGCCGGACGCUGAGCUCAUCCAGUAGAACAGAAGAUGGCGAAAGCACAGACGAAGAUCUCCAACAUCAGUGAUGACUCAUUCUUCCAGUGUCCUACCACCACUAACUAGACAAUGACAUGGUACCCUUCAGAACAUUAAGACCAUGAAUGUAUAUACAGGAUUAAAAGGAACAUCUGGAUUUCUAUAGGAAGACAUUCUCACUAUUCCACUAUGCUCCUAAAUCUUGAUGGCUUUCAUAUCUAGUGUUUGGUGGCCAGUGGGUGGCAGCAUAAUACUUUAGAAUAACGUUAUUCAUUCAUCUGCAGUAAACACUUUAUACUUUAUUUCUAGUGAAUUGAACAACUUCGGGCUUUCAAGAGUCUGUUAAUUAAAAUGACUUGGAAGGCAGGUAGAAUUUCUCAGAAUUUCAACUGUUACAUAUAAGUGAGUCCUUUUUUUACUACAAAUUCACAACAGGUUCUCAUCCUAGACCUGCUCGCUACGAUGU